Molecule: messenger RNA, 411 nt
Organism: Symbiodinium pilosum
Lineage: Eukaryota; Dinophyceae; Suessiales; Symbiodiniaceae
Source: the annotation of a GenBank genome assembly
GUGUUCGUGGAGGCCCUCAACAAGCGGGCCGCUGAGUUGCCGCCCGUGGAGGAGGAAGAAAUCACCCACGAUCCGGGCCUGCCACCGGAUGGUUCAGUGGACUCCUCCUCCAAGCCCAUGGAUUUGUUCGACUUUUGCGAGGAGUCUCCCAGCUUCACGAAGCAGGCUCCACCGAUGGUCACCGUGCACUCCACAAAGUCCACCGCUCCGGAGAAGUCCUCGAGUCCAGACAGAUCUUUUGACCCUCAGCAACUGGAUAACGACCCCCUCCUCUUCGGCUGGCAUCAAAGGCUUGCCAAAGGCUGGCGAGACCUGGGUCUUUACGGGGGCUGUGGACCGUGUCGACCUGUAUCGAGACCCUGCUGGAACAGAAUGGGUCAACGAGAUGACAUGCCGAGGUCCAAACAAUGA